AUGUCCACCAAAUGCAUCCAAUCAUGCCCUACAGGUCUUCCUGCUAAGCUGACUGUCGAGCCACAGGGCCCUGUGUUCAUUGGAGAGACGGUCACUCUGACAUGCGAGAUAGAGUUUCUCAGUGGCUGGACAUAUAAGUGGUAUAGAGGUCUCCAUCUGGUGUCUGAGACUGAGAAAAACACUUUCAGCAUCAGUGGAGCUGGUUACUCUGAUGAGGGCCAGUACUGGUGUAGGGGGAAGAGGAGAGACAGACCCACAGCAUCAGAGACCAGUGCAAUCAUCUUUAUUGCUAUCCAAGGCCUGCCGAUGACAACACUAACUGUAGAGCCUCAGAGUCCUGUGUUCACUGGAGAGACUGUCACUUUCAAGUGCACAAUAUAUGGUUUUGAUGGCUGGGCGUAUAAAUGGUUCAAAGAACCCAGUUCAAAUCCUGUGAUUGAGUCAAAUGGAAACACCCUCACCAUCAGAGGAGCUGCUGAGUCUCAUAAGGGCCAGUACUGGUGUCAGGGGGAGAGGAGAGACAGACCCACAAUAUCACGCCCCAGUGGAUCAGUGACUCUCAACGUGAUGGGUUCUCCGGCCAAACCUAGACUCUCUCUCAAGGGCACUGCACCGGUUCUUACUGGAGACCACAUCUCGCUGACCUGUGAAUUGCCGUCUGCUGGGUGGCUCUUCUACUAUUACAAAACCACACCUGACUCACAGCAUGUUAGUGUGUCUGAAAUAAAUUCCUACAGCAUCAGUCCUGCUAAAGUCUCUGAUGGAGGACAGUACUGGUGCAGAGCUGGGAGAGGAGACCCAGUCUACUACACACAGUACAGCAAUGCAUUGUGGGUAAAUGUCACUGAGAGACCAAAAGCUGUUGUGAGUAUGGAGCUUAAUUGGACACACAUCUUCCAUGGAGAGACAGUCACCCUACGGUGUAACAUCCAGACAGAUGACAACCAUGAGUGGGAGUACAGCUGGUACAGGAAUGGGAUUCAUCUGUCUAUAAAUCAACUCCAUACAUUCACUACAACACAUGUAUACAAAGACAAGUACAUGUGUCAGGGACGACAGAAAAGCAACCAAAAGGAGUCAGACUUAAGUGAAGCUUUUACUCUGAAUGUGACUGAAAAACCAACGCCAGUUCUUAGAGGACCUCCACAUAUCUGGCUGACUGAAGGAGACUCAGUGACUCUGAGCUGUGAGGUUACAGGCUCCGCUACAGGCUGGAGAUUCCACUGGUACAAAACAGUUCCUUUUAGAAACAGAUUACCCGCUGUUACAUAUGAAGGCACAACAUUCUAUCUUGAGCUUCUCUCUGAUGGUGAGAGAGGAAGUGGAGGCUCCUACACUCUCAGCCCUGCUGCUCUUAGACACACAGGGGUUUAUGUGUGCAGAGCAGAGAGAGGAGAGCCAGCCUAUCACACAGAGUUCAGCCAACUCAAGCCCAUUUUUAUUGCAGGUGUGCCUUCAGCCUCCUUGGUGAUUAAACCCAAUAGAACUCAGCACUUCAACGGUGACUCUCUCUCCCUGAGCUGUGAGGUACAGGGCAACUCCACUGGAUGGAGACUGAGGUGGUUCACGAAGAGAGAGGAAAAAUCACAGUGUCCAUAUUCAUGGAAAACAUUGGGUCCUCGAUGUCGUACUGACUUGGACUUAACUGACAGCGGCGUGUACUGGUGUCAGUCAGACAACAAUGCGUACAGUCACAUUGUCAACAUCACUGUGCACAAUGGGCAUGUGAUCAUUGACAGUCCUGCCUACCCAGUGACUGAGGGAGAUGCUUUGAGUCUGCGCUGUGUGUAUCGCAUUCAGCCGCCUGACUUCCACGCUAAUUUCUUUAAAGACCACUUGCCUUUGAAAAACCAUACAAGAGGAGAGAUGACCAUCACUGCUGUCUCAAGGAAGGAUGAGGGCUACUACCAAUGUGAGAACUCACAAGGAAUAUCACCCGAGGCCUAUGUUACAGUUAAAGCCUCUCUCUCAGAGCCGGGGUCCUCUCAUGUGCUAGUCACUGUGUCUGUGGUACUGGUGACUCUCUUCAUUUUGGUCAUCAUACUGGCCCUGAUUUACUCUAAAAAAUUCAAGGGUUUGUACAAUCACACAACAACUAUUGCUCAUCAAGAUCAGAACCUUAAUGACCAAACUCAACAUCUAAAUCAGCAAGGAUAUACUCAUCUGGAGAGUGGGGAAGAGGACACAGCUACAGAACUUGUGUAUUCAGAACUCAAAGCAGGAGGCAGUACAGAUGAACACGUGCCCAGUGAUGUGAUCUACGCUACGGGCAAGAUCAGCCACAACAUGGCGAUGUGA
Sardina pilchardus (European sardine) is the source of this 2298-nucleotide messenger RNA. RefSeq names its product basement membrane-specific heparan sulfate proteoglycan core protein-like. The record is from RefSeq and is a predicted model, not a curated record. Gene Ontology annotation, cellular component: plasma membrane. Gene Ontology annotation, molecular function: transmembrane signaling receptor activity. The coding region runs from base 1 to 2298 and encodes 765 amino acids. Gene Ontology annotation, biological process: cell surface receptor signaling pathway. NCBI's taxonomy places the organism in Eukaryota, Metazoa, Chordata, Actinopteri, Clupeiformes, Clupeidae. The transcript has 13 exons.